Messenger RNA from Solanum tuberosum (potato), 915 nucleotides. RefSeq names its product LRR receptor-like serine/threonine-protein kinase EFR. Lineage: Eukaryota; Viridiplantae; Streptophyta; Magnoliopsida; Solanales; Solanaceae. The record is from RefSeq and is a predicted model, not a curated record. The coding region runs from base 1 to 915 and encodes 304 amino acids. Gene Ontology annotation, molecular function: protein binding. The transcript is spliced from 2 exons.
AUGCUAGUUUACCUUCAAGAUUUAUGCAAAAGUCGCGACGACAUUCAUUUUGCAGCUGCUAUAUUCAGUCCCAGUCAUUUUUUGGCAAAUAAUUGGACCAAGACUACUUCCUUUUGCUCUUGGUUUGGUGUCACUUGCACUCCAAAAACGCAAAGGGUUGUGGCCUUGGCUCUUCCUAAUUUGCAACUUCAAGGCAUAAUUUCCCCGUCUUUGGCCAAUCUGUCCUUCCUCAGUGUUCUCAAUCUCCAGAACAACAACUUCCGUGGUGGCAUCCCUUAUGGACUUGGCCACUUGCCUCGCUUGCGAGUGAUUGAUAUUCAAAACAAUCAGCUCAAUGGAAGUAUACCAACAAGUCUAUUUCAACACCGGAGAGUUCAAGUAAUUUCAUUGGCUUUCAAUGAACUCGGUGGUGAAAUGAGGAAAGGGCCAUGGUAUGUACCUGAACUCAGAGUCUUAAAUUUUGGUUACAAUAGCCUCACAGGUAUAAUCCCUCCUUCGGUUAGGAAUGCCACAAAAUUGAUGAACUUUGAUAUGUCUGGAAAUAGAAUCAAUGGUAACAUUCCAACUGAGAUCGGUUAUCUUAGCCAACUUACAGAGUUGUAUUUGUACAACAAUCAAUUAACAGGUUUCAUUCCCGCAACAUUGUUUAAUAUUUCGUCACUUCUUGUCCUAUCUCUUGGAAUCAAUAGCCUUUCCGGUCCUCUCUUGCUUUAUGAAGGAAAUAUUGUCUCAAAUCUCAAAUUUUUAAGUAUAUAUGAGAACCAAAUUUCUGGUUGCAUUCCUUCCAACAUCUGCCAACUCACAGAGCUCAAAGUUUUGUCCAUAUCUUACAACAACAUAACUGGACAGAUACCCAGAAAUAUUGGUUGUUUAUCCAAACUCGAGAUGUGUUUUAUUGGCCAUAAUCCAACAUAA